UUUCUAGAAAAAAAAAGCGGACUCAAAAUUCAAUUAUUAAAAUAAUCAAAAAAACAGUAGAAGAGAGAAAAAGAAAAAAAAAAACUCAAAUGGCGUCGUCGAGACUAUGCGACUCGUGCAAAUCAACGGCAGCGACACUAUUCUGCCGAGCAGACGCAGCGUUUCUCUGCGGACCAUGCGAUUCCAAGAUCCACACAGCUAACAAACUCGCUUCUCGUCACGAACGUGUCUACCUAUGCGAAGUCUGCGAACAAGCUCCUGCUCACGUCACGUGCAAAGCCGACGCCGCAGCUCUCUGCGUCACGUGCGACCGUGAUAUCCACUCAGCGAAUCCUCUCUCUAGCCGCCAUGAACGUAUCCCGAUCACUCCUUUUCACGACUCCGUUUCUGGAUCUGUUAAAUCAGCUUCCUCCUUCGUCAACGACGACGAUGAUGAUGACGGUGAAGCUGCUUCUUGGCUUUUACCUAAAGAAGGAGGAGAAACUGAGAUCUCUAAUUUUUUUACCGAUCUUGAGUAUCCGAAGAUUGAGGUUACUUCGGAGGAGAAUAGCUCCGGUAACGAUGGAGUCGUUCCUAUUAACAACAAAUUAGUGUUUCUCAAUAACGAUUACUUCAAUAUCGACAUCUCUGCUUCUAAAGGAUUCAGUUUCAUCAAUCAAUCUGAUUUGUCGAGAUCUUUAGAUGUAGCGUUGGUUCCUGAAAGUGGAGGAGGAGCUACGACGGCGACGGCUACGGCGACGGUGACGAUGCCAGUAGUGCAGUUAUCACCGGCGGAGAGGGAAGCGAGGGUUUUGAGGUAUAGAGAGAAGAGGAAGAAUAGGAAGUUUGAGAAGACGAUUAGGUAUGCGUCGCGUAAAGCUUACGCUGAGAUGAGGCCGAGGAUUAAAGGACGUUUUGCUAAGCGUACUGAGUCGAGAGGUGACGAUGGUGGUGGAGACGGCGGAGUUUAUGGCGGUUUCGGCGUUGUUCCGAGUUUCUGAAGUUUCCGGUUAAGGAAACGUGGUAGUAACGUAACGGUUAAUAGAAAGAUUAUAAAGUUAUAAUGUUACCCUUAUUUAAUCAGGGGGCUAAGUUAAUUACAAUAUUGUUGUUGUUAAAAACAAUUAAUUUUCAUAAUAUUACAGUAGUUUAUUUCAAGUUGAACUAAUAAAUUUUGAUUUACCA
Messenger RNA from Capsella rubella, 1164 nucleotides. RefSeq names its product zinc finger protein CONSTANS-LIKE 3. Gene Ontology annotation, biological process: regulation of flower development; regulation of photoperiodism, flowering. The transcript is spliced from 2 exons. Bases 90 to 980 code for a protein of 296 amino acids. Gene Ontology annotation, molecular function: zinc ion binding; protein binding. NCBI's taxonomy places the organism in Eukaryota, Viridiplantae, Streptophyta, Magnoliopsida, Brassicales, Brassicaceae. Gene Ontology annotation, cellular component: nucleus. The record is from RefSeq and is a predicted model, not a curated record.